Pristis pectinata (smalltooth sawfish) is the source of this 4639-nucleotide messenger RNA. It is a transcript of the gene rbmx2, whose product is annotated as RNA binding motif protein X-linked 2. The coding region runs from base 121 to 1233 and encodes 370 amino acids. Lineage: Eukaryota; Metazoa; Chordata; Chondrichthyes; Rhinopristiformes; Pristidae. The transcript is spliced from 6 exons. The record is from RefSeq and is a predicted model, not a curated record. Gene Ontology annotation, biological process: mRNA splicing, via spliceosome. Gene Ontology annotation, cellular component: precatalytic spliceosome; catalytic step 2 spliceosome; U2 snRNP. Gene Ontology annotation, molecular function: RNA binding.
UGUGCCAGUAGAUGGUGGUGCCGGGGGAGCUGCGCGGUCUCCCGCACCUCUUCCUCCUGCCGCUUCUUUGUUGUUGGGCCGGAAGCGGGGCUCGGCCGUGGAGACGGAGAUGGUGACAACAUGAAUCCACUCACAAAAGUGAAGCUCAUCAAUGAGUUAAAUGAAAGAGAGGCAGAACUAGGCAUUCAAGACAAAGUCUCCUGGCACUCAGAGUACAAGGAAAGUGCGUGGAUCUUCCUGGGUGGCUUGCCUUAUGAAUUAACAGAAGGGGAUAUUAUCUGUGUGUUUUCACAGUAUGGGGAGAUUGUUAACAUCAAUCUUGUUCGAGACAAAAAGACCGGGAAAUCAAAAGGCUUCUGCUUUGUCUGUUAUGAAGAUCAGAGGAGCACAAUUUUAGCUGUGGACAACUUUAAUGGAAUCAAGAUUAAGGGAAGGACAAUCCGUGUUGACCAUGUGGCCAAUUACCGCCCUCCAAAGGAUGGAGAUGAUAUUGAUGAUGUGACAAGAACACUGAGAGAGGAAGGCUGUGGACCAAAAGCACCUCUUCCAGCAUCAGCAUCCUCUGAGUCCUCUGACGAGAUUGCUAGUGAGGUGCCAACUAAAAAACGGAAAAAAGAAAAGAAAAAGAAGAAAAAGAAAGAAAAAAAAGAGAAAAAACUCAAGUUGGAAAAGGAGGAACAAGGCUCCAAGCAAUUCGCCAACUAUAGCCGAAAUCAUUCGCCUCCACCAUCAGUAAGAGUCAAGAGAGAAAGAGAGGACGCGGGAUAUGAGAAGUAUGCCAAUACAAACCGAGACAGUCAUGGAGACCGCAGUAUUGACCAAAGAGGAAUAACAAAUGAAAGAAGGCACUCAGAUGGAGCAGAUGAAAUGAGAAGUAGAGAGAAAUGGAAUGAGAGAAGUCAGUCUAGGAACUUGGAGAGGGAUGAAAAGCGAAAAAAUGAUCAAAAUAGUCGAGGAUCUUGCAAUGAAAGGUCAUCUAGAGAUUCAAGGUGCAACUACAGUGACGUGAGAGAGGCAAGACACGACGAGGAAAGGCAGAGUUAUCAGCGUGAGAAAAUGCGAAGAGAAGAGAGAUUUGAAAACAAGUAUGAUGACCGAGACAAGUACAGGAAGAAUGAUCGCAACAAGAGAGAGGAGAGGGAUUCAGACUGUGAGAGUACCAAGAGCAAAGAGAGGAGAAAUAAGCACAACAAUAGCAGUCGUUAUAAAGAAAGAGACGAUUACAGGGACUGAUCAUAACAAGCUAAUGAAAAGCUUUCUGCAGAUAAACUGAAUCUCAUUUUACCAUUUGAAGUCAAAUCAAUUGUUCAGUGUUAUAUUUUAAUCCAAGUCCCAGUAAGCAGAAAUAAAAAGAUUGUUCUGAAAUUUCCUGCUUUCCUAUACUCUGCAUUUCCUGACAAUUUCUCUGUAUGUUGAGAAUAUUUUUUUCCGAUAUCAAGCAACAUGAAAGAUCUGCUAAUGCUACAUGGCCUCUCCUUUAAAUAAGGUUUGAAGAUAUCUAUUUGAUGACUUGUUUAAACAUAGUAUUUAAAUAUUUUCUUCCAAUUUCCACCCCUUAAAAUCCUCCUGAUUGGUGGCCCAGGAGACACUAAAGCAACGGCAGCAUCCCAACUUCAUCCAGUUAAGAUCAGUUAACUCAACAAAGAUUUAGAAUUGGCCAACAUGGCUGCACUCCACACAGGCCAUGCAUUUAUCCACUGGAUUCUGUAACUUUCUAACUGUACUAAUGUCACAUUUCUGAUAUUCAUAAUACUAGGUUGUAUAGAAAAUAGUUCCAUUAAUAAAUCUAAUGUGAGCAUGUCACUGUUGUCUUCAAAGGGUUUAAUGUGUUCAACAUAUCUGUAAAUAGACAAUGACAAGAAUGAUCGAAGAAUAUUAGAACCUUCUCCGGAAAACUUUUCAUCAUUUUUGAUUCCAUUUUGUGUUGUUGCUGAUGUCGUAUUCUGCAAUGGAUUUUCAGGAUUUAAGGAUUUGGACCAGCAUAAACAAUGGAUUGUCUACUUUCUCUGUAGGUAGAGAAUUAUCAAAUAAGUAAGGCUUAUGAACUCUCUCUUCUGUGGACUAAACACCAAAGGUGUAGCUGUGCAUAUAAUACAUUGCACAGGAACUCAAUGACAUGAUAUUUCAAGAUACAGUUUAUUUCCUGAAUUCUUCAUUGUUUCUCCACUCCAUCGUGAUAUCCUGCCUCAGGCCAAUUAUACCUGUGCAAGGUAAAGCUUUUGUCUGCCCAUAAUUAAAAGAGAAAGUUGGCUUGAUCAAAGAGUUGUGCAUGAAGGUUGUGGGGCUUUUAUUUAAGUACUGCCCUCCUGGGACACUCACUGUUCAAUGAAUAUCUUUUAAAUGGAGCUGUUGCCAGCUUGGAGAUGCCAAGUAGGUUGAUAAGACUCUUUGAAUUGGUUGCCCACUUACUCAGCUUUCUUUCCCAUUUAAGUAAAUACUUCUUAAUACUCAAAUUGGAUUGUUGUUCAUGAAUUCUCAUUCAUUGGCUGUAAAAGGAUCUUCUGGUACAUUUUUUCCUUAGUUUAUUUAGACCAUUAUAUGCCACCUACAUUCCAAGGCUCCCUUUCCUGUGUAAGGGUUGCCUACUAUGACCUAGAAGGAACUAAGGUUGUCCACCCUAUCAUUGUCACUUUGCCACUGAGAUGGUAGUUUCCUUAAAUUGCUGUAGCUGAUAGCUAAAUAUGCAUUUAGCUAGUGAUUAACUUUCAGGUGAUCAACAACUAAAUAAAACGUGAUGCUCCAUUUUUCUGGUAUGCUUCACUGCAUUUUGACGCAAACUGGGAGGGGCGCUGCCCCUCACUGCUUUCCAUUCCAUGUUAGGAGGGAGUCCCCGAUGCUGGGUUCAGCUGUAUCACAGAAAUCAGGUUAGAAACCCGAAACCGGGUUACUCCAAACUUACUGAACUGGCAGUGUUGGUGGUUGGAUUCACAUUGGUGAGUCAGUAAUACUGUCAGUUACCCAAAUGUUAUUUACAUUUUGACACAGAGCCCUGCACAUCUGAGGUUGGUGUCAAAGCACUUUUCCAUUAAAACCUGUAACAAUUUGGCCAAACCCUGAAUUAUUGUUUUAUUUACAGCUGAGAAGCAGCCCCUGCACUUCAACAGCAGAAGCUAAGACAGAGUAGGUAUAUUUGAAAGGAUAUGUUUUAUCUAAAUGAGUGAUGUUUUUACAAGGAGAUUAUGUUUAAGUACAUUUAUAAACUAGCUGUCAGAAUUGAAGCACUGAUGCUUCAUGGAUGAAAUCAUUUCAAAAUACUCUUCAUGAAUAUUUUAAGUGUCCCAUGUUCCUGCCUACUUCACUAUAAGACAGUGCUAAAAAUAACAAUGUGUUGCUUAUUGUUUUGUUGAAAAUUAUUUUGUGGCAGAAUAAUACAGCAUGGAAACAGGCCCUCGGCCCACCAUGUCCACCGCAAGCAUCAAGCACUCCUACACUAAUCCCAUUUGUUUUCUCUUGCAUCCCUAUCAGCUCCCCACUCCUGCCUAGUUGCACUGUUUUAUGGACAUUUUGCAGUAAAGCCGAUCAUUUUGAGUAGAAACUCAGGUUGGGAACAUUUUAAAGGGGUGCAAGUUUUGAAUGCUAUUUGCCGUCAAAGCAGAAUUUCCGAGCCAGAGGGUUCUUCAGCCAAGUUUGCUUAUAAUACUAGGUGUUGUAAAUGGUGUAGUUAAGCACAGAAUAUUGGUAUGUUAACAGCUUAAUACGAAGGUGGAAUAUUGGGAACACUAGAACUCUGAAAUAAAAAACAGAAGAUAGUGAUUAAUUCAGGUCAAUGACUGAAGCAGCCAUUCAUAUCUAUCCCCAGGCCCUUUUGCACUAGCCACUCACCUUUUCCGGGUUAAUUAGCUGCAUCUGACUGACAGUGUUUGCCUGCAGAGCUCAUAUUAGAUUAGAGGUUAACUGAUUUAUGGCAUCUUUAUGCAAUUUUCUGGAUAUAUUUAGCAUUAAUUUGUUUGUAAAGAGGGAUCCCUGUUGACAGAAACAAAAAAUAUUUGAAAUAUACAGUGGAUCAGUCAAUCUAUAUCUGAGUGAGAAACAAACUGCACAAUGUUGCAGGCAGGAUAUAAAUGGAAAAUAUUAUAAGUACUUAGUGAAUCAGGCAGGGUCUCAAGAGAGAGAAACAGUUAAAGUUUCAGGCUAAUGAUUUCUUAUUAUAGAUAAGGUGUUCUUCAACAAUGAAGAAAGGCCAUACUUAGAACAUUAUCUCAUCUUUGGAUCCAAGAGCACUGAUUUAACUGACUUGGGUGUUUCUAAUGGUUUCUGGUUUUAUUAUGGAUGUCCAGUAUUUGCAGCUGUUUACUUCCUGAUUCAUAAGAAUGCAUUUGACUUCAUUUUAGUUCAGCCAAAUAUUUUGAGGUCUGCUGUUGUUUACAGUUUUACAAAGCCAGAUCCUGCUUUUGUUAUAAGGUAAUUACAAAAUGUUGGACUGUUUCAUUGCACAUUUAAUGACUUAAAAGCAUAGUUUUAACAAAUGUAUGAUGAACAUCAUGUAACAUCAACAAUAGAAUUUUUGUGAAUAUUAAGAAAAACAAAGUGAAUUAAACAUUAAUAAUGUAUGAAACAGAUUAUAACAGUUGUUAUCAUUUCACAUAGGUUCCUUGGUAUGUCUUCGCUUACUAUUAAUAUUGUGAUUAAAUUUGUAUAG